Molecule: messenger RNA, 763 nt
Organism: Pseudo-nitzschia multistriata
Lineage: Eukaryota; Bacillariophyta; Bacillariophyceae; Bacillariales; Bacillariaceae
Source: the annotation of a GenBank genome assembly
CGCAGGAAAACUUCUAUCAGCUCCAAAGUGCUCCUAAUACCAUGUUCUCCCGAAUCGCGUCAACGACGGCCAAGCGAGUGGCAUCAUUGCAGACAGCGAGGGGAUCGCAAUUUGCCCGCACGUCGUGUGCCGCCUUCUCGACCGCCGAGGUCGUUCCUGGUGUCGGCGCUGGCAAGACAUCAACUGGUAUCGUACGUCCUUUUUCUUUGUGAUUUGGAUACUAAUCUUCUUUCCAUCCCUACGCAAAAGAGACACGAAGCGAAUCAUGAAAGCGUUUCUCACCUUCGAUGCCUCCUUGCCUCGUUCACAUUUUGCUCCUCUGUUGAAUGCAAUGAUGGAACUGAAUGCUCUUGUAAAAUUUUGAUAGGUUGGCCUCCCAGCGGAUCCUGACGCCGUAUCUAAUAUUAUCAGUGCAUACCAAGCGCUUUUGGAUCGUAUGGCUGCUAGCGAUCUCCCUGAAAAUGCACAAUAUCGAGUAGAUUUGGAAAAUAUUUCGAACUACCGCAUCAAAAUUGCGACAGAAAACCCAGACGAUCCCGAAAUGGUAGAGGAAUUGUGCCAGUGCGGGCAGGUUGAAGAAUUGGUUCAACAAGCCGAGUUGGAAAUGUCAGUCUUAGAAAUGUACCUGAAAGAACGCCUAUGGGAAGAAAUUGAUUACGAGGUCGAUGUAGAAGUCGAGCACAACCCGGAUCCAUCUAAAGAUGGAGAGGGAUUGGGCGACGAAGCUUAAUUUGGAGCCGAGGAACAAAAAAGACAGCUACAA